AUGCUUAUAAUAGGCCUAACCGGCUCCAUCGCAACCGGCAAAUCCACCGUCUCCUCUCUUCUCUCCUCCCCGCCUUACUCGCUCCCCAUAAUCGAUGCCGACCAACUCGCCCGCAAAGUCGUGGAACCAGGAACCCCCGGCUAUAACGCGAUUGUAAACUACUUUGGUCCCAGCACACCGGACCUCCUUCUCCCCGCCGAACAUUCAGACGGGCAAAACACACAAGAUGCGUCAGUGCCACCGAAACCACGCCCUCUGAACAGACCCGCCCUUGGCCGGCGCGUCUUUGGGACGUCCGAAGAACGAAAGCGAGACCGCAUGAUCCUCAACAAGAUCGUCCAUCCUGCUGUCCGAUGGGAGGUCUACAAAAGCCUCCUAUACUACUAUCUUCACGGCUACUGGGCUGUCGUGCUCGACGUGCCUCUUCUUUUCGAGUCCGGCAUGGACCUGAUUUGCGGCACCGUUGUUGUCGUAGGCGUCAGUGACCCGAACGUACAAAUGGCUCGUCUCCGCGCGCGCGACGCACACCUUUCAGCCGAGGACGCGGAGAACCGCGUGAAGAGCCAGGGCGACGUGAAGGGGAAAGUGGAGAAGGCGGAGUUUCGGGGCACAGAGAGUGCACGCGGAGUUAUCGUCUGGAAUGAUGGGGAUAAAGAGGAGCUGGAACGGGAGGUUAGGAAGGCUGUCGCUACAAUUCAGGGAAGGAGUCCGAGGUGGUGGGCGUGGUGGCUGCUUUUGGCGCCGCCGCUUGGAGUCGGGGUUGCGGCUUGGAAUCUAGCUGUUAAUUAUGGAAUCAGGAGAAGGUGGGAGAGGAAGGAGGCUGGAGAGAAGGCAAAGUUGUGA
This is a messenger RNA of Aspergillus nidulans FGSC A4, 843 nucleotides long. RefSeq names its product putative dephospho-CoA kinase. The transcript has a single exon. Gene Ontology annotation, biological process: coenzyme A biosynthetic process. NCBI's taxonomy places the organism in Eukaryota, Fungi, Ascomycota, Eurotiomycetes, Eurotiales, Aspergillaceae. The record is from RefSeq and is a predicted model, not a curated record. The coding region runs from base 1 to 843 and encodes 280 amino acids. Gene Ontology annotation, molecular function: kinase activity; dephospho-CoA kinase activity; ATP binding.